Molecule: messenger RNA, 1668 nt
Organism: Trypanosoma conorhini
Lineage: Eukaryota; Euglenozoa; Kinetoplastea; Trypanosomatida; Trypanosomatidae
Product: RIO kinase 1
Exons: 1
Coding region: 1-1668 (555 amino acids)
Biological process (GO): protein phosphorylation
Molecular function (GO): ATP binding; protein serine/threonine kinase activity
Source: RefSeq, a predicted model, not a curated record
AUGCCUUCGCGGGCGGAGGAGUUGCAGGCGCUCCUGCAGUACAUGGCGCCCGGCAGCACCGUUGACGACAUCGUUGGCGACGGCGAUAGCGGUGACGAGGCGUCGACGUACGACAUUGUGCAGGGGAAGCACGCGACGACGUCGCGUGUGGUGAUGGGGGCUGCGCCUGGCAGCAAUGCACAGCGGGAGGCGACGUCGCUGAGCAAAAUGCAGCCGUCGCAGCACACCACUGCCCACGCGAGUGUUCUGCGUCGCAUACGCGUGGAUGAUUUCUACGCGGAUGUCUCUUCUUUUGCGGGCGGGGGCGGGGGAGCGAGCGCGGCGAAUCAGCGGGUUCUAAACGAACUUCGGGAGAUGACGAUGUCCAACCGCCUGACGACGAUGCAGUCCUCGAGGGAGGUGGACCGGUCGGAGCGUGCGACGGUGGAGAACGUCAUGGACCCCCGGACCCGCCUCAUCCUCUACAAGCUCGUCAACAGUGGGCAGCUGAAGGAGAUCAACGGCUGCGUCUCCACGGGCAAGGAGGCCAAUGUGUACUACGCCGUCGCGGGAGACGGAAGUGCCGCGGCGGUGAAGGUGUUCAAGACCUCGAUUCUUGUGUUUAAGGACCGCGAGAAGUACGUUGCCGGGGAGUUUCGUUUCCAGCGCUACUGCAAGAGCAACCCGCGGAAGAUGGUGCGGACCUGGGCGGAGAAGGAGGCACGGAACUUAAAUCGCCUGCAGGACGGCGGGGUGCUGGCGCCCGCGGUGAAGCUGCUGCGCCAGCACGUGCUCAUCAUGGAGUUCCUCGGCGAGGACGGCUGGCCGGCGCCGCGGCUGAAGGAAGUCCGCUUCCCGUCCGCCAGCGCCCUCGACCGAUGUUAUUUGGACGUCUGCUGCGCCUUGCGGAAGAUGUACGGCCGCUGCCGACUAGUCCACGGCGAUCUCUCGGAGUACAACCUGCUCUUUUAUAGGGGCCGCGUGGUCGUGAUUGACGUCUCGCAGUCCGUGGAGUGCGACCACCCGCACGCGAUGGACUUUUUGCGGCGCGAUAUCGUGAACGUGAACACCUUCUUUCGCUCCAAGGGCCACCAGCAGCUCUUCCCCCCGCAGGAGUUGUUCCGCUUCAUCACCGCCGCCCCCGCCCCGGGCGGCUGGCAGCGCUGCGACGGCCCCGACAACGCGGAGGAGAUCCGGCAGCACCUGCUCGAGCUCCGCGCGGGCGCCGCCGCGUCUGGGAGCGCGGAGCAGGCGGAGGUGGACGAGCAGGUUUUCCUGAACAUCACCGUCCCGCGCACGCUCGGCGAGGUCGCGGAGCACAAGGCGGUGAACGCGGAGCUCGCCCCGUUCGUCGCCGAGCUGACGGCGUCCCCCGCCGCGCAGGAGGAGCCCGACGACGACGACGAGGAGGAGGAGGAGGAGGACGAUGAGGCGGGGAGCGACGCGAGUAGCGGCGGCGGGGACGCGCAGGGGACGCCGCCGCGGCCACCGCCCCGUACGAUCGCCGGCAUGACGAAGGAGGAACGGAAGGAGUAUCACAAGUCCGUGAAGGAGGCGAACCGCGAGCGUCGGGCAAAUAAGAAGAAAAACAAGAAUGACAAAAAAGAAGAAGCAAAAGUAGCAAGUCACGCAACGGAGGGCGAGAGACGAAAAAAAAAGAAACAACAAACAACAAACAAAAAAACAUAA